AUGGCUCCUCUUGUUUGGCUCAUCACUGGAAGCACCUCAGGCUUUGGCGCUGAGUUUGUCAAGGCGCUUCUAGCAAAAGGAGACAAGGUCAUUGCUACAGCUCGUGAUACCUCAAAGAUAGCCCACUUUCGUGAGGCCGGCGCGGCUGUACUGAAAUUGGACCUGCUUUCCAAUCAGGCAGAGUUUGACAGGGUCGCACAAGACAGUCUCGGCAUCUAUGGAAGUGUUGAUGUCCUAGUUAACAAUGCUGGGUUCUCCCAUUUUGGGACCAUUGAAGAUGACAGCCAAGAAGACUGGCACAAAGUCUUUCAGACUCACCUUUUCGGCCCACUCGGUCUCACCCGAGCUUUUCUACCUCACUUUCGGGCGCGCAAGUCGGGAACAUUUGUCUUCAUAGGGUCGGCCGUGGCGUGGGGAGGUAUUCCUACUCUAGGGGCGUAUUGCGCUUCCAAAAGCGCCUUGAGAGGUGCCGUUGAAACCCUUAAUCUCGAGGUCGAGCCCUUAGGGCUUAGAACGCUCCUCGUUGAACCAGGUUUCUUCCGCACAGAGCUACUCAACGCGAACAACACUCUUUAUAUUGACACGAAGAUCUCGGACUACAAGCCUAUCGUUGACCCACUCUUUACAAAGUUUAAGGGAGCUCAUCAUCAGCAGCCCGGAGAUCCCGCCAAGGGAGUUGCUCGCAUCAUUGAUGUGGUAGAAUCUAGGGGAAGUGCGCAGGGGCGGCCCUUGCCAAUUAGUUUUGCUGUUGGACCGGACGCAAUCUCUCAAGUGAGCAAGAAGUGUGCUGACACAAUUAAACUUAUGAACGACUGGAAAGAGGUUUCGUCUGAUACCCUACUCUAG
This is a messenger RNA of Colletotrichum orchidophilum, 846 nucleotides long. Its product is annotated as retinol dehydrogenase. The transcript has 3 exons. Bases 1 to 846 code for a protein of 281 amino acids. NCBI's taxonomy places the organism in Eukaryota, Fungi, Ascomycota, Sordariomycetes, Glomerellales, Glomerellaceae. The record is from RefSeq and is a predicted model, not a curated record.